Molecule: messenger RNA, 1566 nt
Organism: Pleurotus ostreatus (oyster mushroom)
Lineage: Eukaryota; Fungi; Basidiomycota; Agaricomycetes; Agaricales; Pleurotaceae
Exons: 3
Coding region: 1-1566 (521 amino acids)
Source: RefSeq, a predicted model, not a curated record
AUGGGCAAUACACAAGCUUCCUCAUCCUCCGCCCCAGGCGAGACAGCUCUAGCAUCCGCUGAUGAAUUGCAAGCGAAGAUCUUCCUGGCACUAAGUACCAUUGCGGAGACCUCGAAGACUCUGAAGGCUUCAUACGGCGACGAGGCAGAUCCUCGCGUCCUCAGCUUCGUCGACGACAUUGGUGCUCAUUUACCAAAGUCGGUUGGAGCACUGGAAUACGCACGCCUGCGCAUCCACCAAAACCUCAUCCCCGUCUCUGAUAGUGAUGCGGUCAAGGAUAUGCCUGUCGUUGUCCAGUAUAUCGACUCGAAGGGCCCUGCAGAAGCUGCCAUCACCGUCGACACCGACAAAACUGAAUCUGCGUUCGUUGUCCCGCAACUUGUCACAGACACGCCGUCGCCUCCGCUCGAAGAAGGCGAGGUCUGUACCUUGACUCUCACCGUCGACCUUGACGUCGAAGAAUACGACGAGCGCCCUCUUCACCUCACCUUCAAGGCCGAGCCGCUGGCUGAUGGCAGGUUGCCUAUCCCUCCAUUCACUUGGGUCGUCGACGCGAACUUGAGGCAAUUCCUCAUCGAACAAGAUCAAAUUCAGCGCGAGAAGCGACAACUUACUGCCAAGAAGGGGAAGGGCAAGCAGCGCGAAAUGCCUGAGGACAGUGAGGAACCGACGGAGUCUCGCGACACCCUUCCGGUCACUAUUGUGAUCAUCAAACCUUCCACCGCGCCGGCGACCGCUGAUGCGCCUGACGUCCUUCCUGCGCCCCGUGCGUCGGACGAAAGUACUGUAGCACCCACAGGCGGUCUCAAGUUCAAGUACUCUCUCGAUGAGCAGUUCCACCCCAGGUUCCCUCCACGCGAAGGUGCACCCGAAGGACCUCUCUCCAUUGAGGACGUGUUACCUAUCAACGAAGGCUACGAAUUAGCCGAGAGCUAUGAAGAUGCGGCGAGGGGGUUGAUAUUCACGUAUCAACUGAAGGAGUGGCCGAUCGUGUUGGAGAACGCGGACGUAGUAGAUACCACCGGUGAAGCUGCGGCGAAGCCACCCCCCAAGAAGGUCGUCAAACAGGUGAAACCCGCCCAGCGACGAGAGGUCGAGCCCCCCGCCAAAGAAGCCCCACGCGUGGCGCGGAUUGCCCGCACUAAAGUGGCUCCCGCCACCGCCGUACCUGUUCGUCGCUCGUCGCGACUUGGUUCUGCGAAGGCCGCCACAAAGGCGGAGGACCCCCGUCCAGCAGCCGGGUCGUCUUCUUCCAAAGGAACGAAGAAAUCCGCAGAAAACAAGAAACCUGUAGAGACCAAGAAGAUCGCAGAGGCCAAGAAGACCGUUGACGCGAAGACGACCGUUGACACGAAGAAAAUCCCAGCGGUCAAGAAUACCAGAAAGCGCAAGGCCGAGGAGAAUGCCGAGGAAGAUGUCCAAGUUGACGCGUCUGUUAAAUCGACGGCCGUCGCAACGAAGAAGGCACGGAGAGCUACUAUCACCAAGAAAGCUGCUCCUGCAGAGAGCACCGUCGCCGAGAAGAUUCCGGCGGCAAAGAAAAUUCGUUCUACGAAGCGGAAGUAA